CUCAACGAGUCCUAUCUAUACCAAAGGACCACGCAACACUCCCCUUUUCUUCUGUGCAAAUCGGCCAAUCUUUCAACACACAAACCAAACACGAAAAUGGCGUCCGAACAGCCAAAAGAAGUUCCUACCGACCCCGCCCUCGCACCUCCCGCCGAGGGAGCGGCAGCUGGUGAAGCCGGCGAAGGAGCAGCAGCACAAUCCAAGAAGGGCGCCAAAAAGGCCGAAGCCAAAGCCAAGAAGGAAGCCGAAAAGGCACGGAAAGCUGCUGAGCGCGAGGCUGCUGCUGCUACUCAAUCUGCUGCCGCGCAAGAGGACCACGCGAAGGAGAACUAUGGGGAUAUCCCCAAGGAUAAAAAGAUCGAGUCGGCGUAUGUGAUGUUGCGAGAUGUGAGCGAGGAACAUAUUGGCAAGACCAUUAAGCUUAGAGGCUGGAUCCAGAAUGCUAGGAUGCAGGGGGCGAAGAUGGCGUUCUUGGAGUUGAGGGAGGAGGGAGCCUGGACGGUGCAGGGAGUUGUGGCUGCCAGUCCGGAGGGGAAACCGGUCAGCAAGCAGAUGGUCAAGUGGAUUGGGGCUCUGAAGCUGGAGAGUUUUGUGGCGUUGGAGGCGACGGUUCAGAAGCCUUUGGAGCCGGUUAAGAGUUGUAAGGUUAGUUUGUAUGAGCUGCACCUUACUAAGGUGUAUCUUGUUGCCCCGGCCCCAGAGAUGUUGAGCUUGGGACUUGCGGCUGCUGGGAGAGCUGUCUCGAAUUUGGAGGAUGAGGCGGUUGGUGAGGGUGUUGAGAAGGCUGUUGAGAGUGUGUAUCUCUGGUUCUGUGGUUUUUGAAAUACUAAUAGCUUCAGAUUUGAGCAUUGCUGGAGCACCAGGAGCCAGUCUUGCAACCCAUCUCAACAACCCAGCUAUGCACAAACGAGCUCCAAUUAGUCAAGCCAUUGCUGACAUCAGAAUCGCUGUCGAAGACUACUUUUGCGAAUACCUGAAAGCCCGUCGCUUCAAGCGUUUCCAUCCUCCAAGUUUGAUUGGCGCUGCCUCGGAAGGUGGUGCUAACGUUUUCGCGAUGAACUACUUUGACAAGCAAGCCUAUCUGGCACAAUCACCUCAAUUUUACAAACAAUUCGAAAUUGCUGGUGGUCGAAAGAGAGUUUUCUGUGUACACCCAGUUUUCAGAGCUGAGAACUCGAAUACCCCAAGACACAUGACUGAAGUAAGGACUUUGUGCUGCUUAAUUCGCAAGAAGUACUAACAGUUAAAUAGUUCAUGGGUCUCGAUAUGGAAAUGGAAAUCGAAGAGCACUACCACGAAGUACUAAAGAUGCUCGAGGGUGUCUUCAUCUACAUCUUCAGCAAAUUGGCCGUCGAAUUCAAAGAGGAAAUUGAACUUAUUCGUUCAGUCUACCCCUCUGAAGAAUUCCUCCUUCCUGAAUCAGGGAAAGAAGUCCGUCUCACCUUCGCAGAAGGACAAGCCCUGCUCCGUGCCGAAGGGCCACCAGAAUUCGCCAACGUAAGCGAUGAUGAAGACAUGACCACCGCACAAGAAAAGGCCCUCGGAGCCCUCAUCCGCAAGAAAUACAAGUCCGAUUUCUACGUUCUCGACAAAUUCCCCGUCGACGCUCGUCCCUUUUAUGCUAUGCCUGACCCGGAGAAUCCCAAAGUCACUAACGCAUACGAUUUCAUGAUGAGAGGCCAGGAGAUUUUGUCUGGUGGACAGAGAUUACAUCUACCGCAUGAACUGGAAGCUACGAUUCGGGCUAAGGGGUUGGAUCCUAAUCAACCGGGUUUGAAGGAGUAUGUGGAUGUUUUUAGAAGUGUGGGUGUGCCGCCUCAUGGAGGUGGAGGAAUCGGUCUCGAUCGAGUGAUUGCGUGGUAUCUGAAUCUUCCUAGUGUGCAGCUGGUUGCCGAUUAUCCUAGGACGCCUAAGCGUUUGGGUCCUUGAGUGGAUGUUAAGUUGCAUUUAUUGGGGAUGACUGGCAAUGGAAAGAUGAAUAUGAACAGAUGUGUGCUAUGAUGAUCACAAAAAUGGGCGCGGGGAAGAAAAUAAAGUA
This is a messenger RNA of Hymenoscyphus albidus, 2038 nucleotides long. Lineage: Eukaryota; Fungi; Ascomycota; Leotiomycetes; Helotiales; Helotiaceae. The record is from the annotation of a GenBank genome assembly.